CAGCCACUGCCCACAGGUAAGGUCUACACUCGGGGCACACGAUCGAGCGGAAUAAGGGCUCGGAGUCCCUGGCAAACUACUUGUACUUUCAUGGCUUCUGGUGACUCGAUGCAGGGGUGCACCGAGCCCGCUGCAAAGAAGUCUUCCUGGGUACGCACUGGGGGUGGCGGAGAAUCAAUGGUGCCUUUGUGCUCAGAGGUUCCUAAGGAAAAAGAGUGGACAGUGGGAGGGACCACUCAACUGCCCAGCUCCGCCUUACAGCCUCGGGAUGCAGCAGAACUGAGAAGCUGGGAGUAAACAGGAAGGGAGAGGGGUUCCGUGAUUCACCGAAAGAUGUGACUCUCCCUGAACUAGCCCUGGCCCUGCGUCUCUACGGAUCAGCAACCAGAUGUGCUUCCAGCUGCUAGGAACAGAAGUGAGUCUCUUUCAGGAGCAACUUGAGAAGAGGUCAGAAGAGGAUAUUGGAUCCCUUGAUACUGCAGCUAUGGAUGACUGCGAACAACCAUGUGGGUGCUGGGAACCGAAGCCAGAUCCUCUCUGCAAGAGCAGCAAGUGCUCCUAACCACUGAACCAUCUCCAGAACUUCCAUCUAAAAAUUUUACUGAUUUCUCCAGUUUCUAGACUUCACCCUUGCUUUUACCUGCUAAAUACCCGCCUUGUGGUCCAUGAGUUUGGGGGACAAAGCCACGGUGGCAGACCUCCAAGUGUUGGCUCUCAGCAGCAUCACCGACCUUCGCAUCCCCCUUCUCUUCUCUCAGCGCGUCGUCUGUCCAGGGCUCGCGAUCGGGAGGCUAGACUUGGCCCUUCUCUGCCUUGGUGCUUCAUUAUCCCCACCCACUGCAUGUGGCUCUUGGAGAAAGCCGGCUAUAGGGUGAGGACCGCAGAGACCGGGUCAAGGCAGGCGCACUCCAGCCUGGUCCCCAAGCGCCAGGCCGCAGCCUCGCCCUCGCGCUGCAACCCCAACGUCCUCACCCCCGACCGCAUCCCGCAGUUCUUCAUUCCGCCUCGGCUCCGGGACCCCGGCGGCGGCGAGGCCAGGGUGGACCGCAACCCGAGCGGCCGGAACCUCCCGGUCGCCUGCUCGCUGCCGCACCUGGCGGGCCGCGAGGGCUGGGCCUUCCUGCCCGAGAGCCCGCACACGCGCCGCCGCGAGUCCCUGUUCCACGUGCCGCGCGGCCUGGCUGCAGGCCUGGCCCCGGCGCAGUCGCGGCUGCACGGCUCGGCCCCGGACCUUCGCCUCUGCCGGGCCCCGGAAAGCGACACGGCCUCGUCGCCCGACUCGUCUCCCUGCGGCUCCCCGUGCGCGCCUAGGCCGCACUCCUUGUCCCCCGACGAGUCGAGCUCGGCGGACACCAGUCCGUUCGCGCCGCGCCGCGCGCCGCCGCUCUUCCACCUGGACUUCCUCUGCUGCCAGCUGCGGCCGACCAAGGACAGCGUCCUGCGCCUGGGGCCCCGCGGCGGGCAGCUGCGCCUGUCCACCGAGUACCAGGCGGGGCCCGGGCGGCUGCGGCUGCGCCUGGUGAGCGCCGAGGGGCUGCCUCGACCGCGGGCCCGGCCCGGGAGCGGCGGCGGCGGCUGCUGCGUGGUGUUGCGGCUGCAGCCACGCGUUAGGCCGCGAGCUCAGAGGAGCCGCGUGGUCCAGGGCAGCUCCAACCCCAUCUUCAAUGAAGACUUCUUCUUCGAAGGGCUGGGCCCGCCAGAUCUGGCGUCCCGCAGUCUGAGGGCCAAGGUGCUGGAUAGGGGUGCAGGGUUGCGCAGGGAUGUGCUGCUAGGGGAGUGUGAGACACCCCUCAUAGCCCUGCUGCCCCCCCUGGCUGGGGGUCUAGGCCCAGGGUCCUCCCUGGUAUCAGGGCAUCUCAGCCUAUAGACGGACAUCACAGCUUCCUCUGGAGGUCUCCGCUGUGUCUGCAGCCCUUAUUCUUGCUGCCAUCUGCCCAAGCGUGUAUUUAUUUUUAUAAUAAAGCAUCAGUUUGUCUCUAGCUGCAUGCUCCCCAGUGGGCAC
Arvicola amphibius (Eurasian water vole) is the source of this 2002-nucleotide messenger RNA. RefSeq names its product C2 calcium dependent domain containing 4D (gene C2cd4d). The record is from RefSeq and is a predicted model, not a curated record. Lineage: Eukaryota; Metazoa; Chordata; Mammalia; Rodentia; Cricetidae. The transcript is spliced from 2 exons. The coding region runs from base 842 to 1867 and encodes 341 amino acids.